AUGAGUGGCGGCAAAGAAAAUCCUUUCAAGCAUCCUAGGCGAAAUACUCAGAUGGGUGUUCCACGUCAGUUGAAUACGGGGACAACUCUGAAACGUUACGCAUCAUAUUCAAGAGAGAAACCAACUACUGUUGAUCAGUACAAUAAUCGGAUUGCAAAACACCAGUCUUCUCCAAAAUCGGGAGCUAAUGUUCCAUUAAUCAUAAAUGAUUCAGUAGCCUCAAUAAUUCAUUCACCAAACAGUCAGCAGCAUGGCAUUUCAAAAGGAAACACUUCAGAUAAACAACAACAACAGAAUUCUUCACGUGCAGUUUCAGUAAAAUCAGAAGAAUUAGAGAGGAGUGCCUCGACCACAUGCUCUGAUGAUCUAUCAUUGGCUGUAUACUCCCUGUGGUUGUUGUAUCAGCGUUGUACAUCAAGUUACAUUGUAAACAAAAUACAAUCUGAUUAUAAAAAAAUUGAAAUAAUAUCCAGCGACAUAAAACGUUUAUAUGAGACGAUAACUGGUUUGCAAAGAGCAAAAUCAAAUUGGGAGAAUUGGUACAAGUCAGUGACAAAUUUACACAAUGAGUAUGACCUACUAACAGAUUUAAUGAAAACGUUAGAAAUACCCGUAAAUCAUUCAGAGAUUCAUCCUUCGGAUAAUUCCUUGGAUAGUCACAAUGGCGGAUUACUUCCCAGGCUUCAAAAAUUAACACUUGAGAAAUUCUCUCCACUUGUCAAUCGUUUACCUAUGAGAGGUAUUCACUUGGAUGCUUCAUACACUCAUAAAAAUAUAUUUUGUGAUCUACAACAGAUCGGUGAUCUUUCACUUAAGUUUUCUGCAUUUAAUGAAGACGAUAUUAGUGCAUUUGAAAAGUUGGCAGAUGAAAUUCAAAGUGUAGCUGUUCGCAUGGAGCAAAUGCAUCCUUUUAAAGAAGCUAAGUAUAAACAAUUAACUGAAUGUUUAAACAGUUUUCUUCUUAAAGCAUCAUUAACUUGUGAAAAACUUGAACGUGAAUGGUUAGCUGAAUUGAAAUGA
Molecule: messenger RNA, 1020 nt
Organism: Trichobilharzia szidati
Lineage: Eukaryota; Metazoa; Platyhelminthes; Trematoda; Strigeidida; Schistosomatidae
Source: the annotation of a GenBank genome assembly